This is a messenger RNA of Schistocerca nitens (vagrant locust), 4068 nucleotides long. RefSeq names its product trypsin delta-like. The transcript has 2 exons. Gene Ontology annotation, biological process: proteolysis. Bases 7 to 792 code for a protein of 261 amino acids. NCBI's taxonomy places the organism in Eukaryota, Metazoa, Arthropoda, Insecta, Orthoptera, Acrididae. The record is from RefSeq and is a predicted model, not a curated record. Gene Ontology annotation, molecular function: serine-type endopeptidase activity.
UCCAUUAUGACGCGCAUAGUCCUCGUCAUCGCCGCGGCGUGUCUGCUGGCGCCACCGUCGCUGGCGGCUCCGUGGCUCAGGACUCGCGGCCACGGACGCAUCCUCAACGGCACGCCGGCCGACAUCGCAGACUUCCCCUGGAUGGCCUUCUUGCAGAUCCUGGACAGCACCGGAUGCAGUGCAUCGAUCAUCAGUAGCACGUGGGCGCUGACGGCAGCGCAUUGCGUUCUCUCGGCCCAGACACCCACCGCCCACACGAGCUUGCGUGUCGGCUCGUCCAGCCGCGAGAGCGGCGGCGUUCGGCUCGACAUCGCCCAGUUGAUCAUGCACGAGGACUUCAAGUACCCCACUCAAUCACACCCUGAGAUCGACUAUGACGUCGGAGUCGUCCAGCCUUCUGAGCCCUUCCCACUAGGCUCGAACGUACAAGCGGUCAACCUCCCUGCCGACGGAUACGACCCUCCAGCAGGUCUGCCAGCCACCGUCUCUGGCUGGGGCCAAACCUUGAGUGAGAACAUCCCCGUCUACCUGCAGCGGGCGGACAUGCACGUCGUGGACCGCGACACCUGCCGUGAAAUGUUGGCCGACGUGGCGCCGGUGACGCUGGGCAUGGUGUGCGCGGGGGACCCCACGAUGGCCACCUGCAGUGGGGAUUCGGGCAGUCCCCUGGUCUAUGGGGACACUCAGAUCGGCAUCGAUUCCUGGAGCAGGCCGAACUGUUUCAGUGCCGCUACCGUCUAUACCAGCGUGGGCUGCUACAGAGCCUGGAUCAGGAACAACAAAGGAGUUUAACAGACAUGGCGUAUGGCUUCACUAGCUGUACACUGGAACAUAGUUGUGUUGUUUUAUGCUUCAAACUGUAAUUUUUCUUUACAAUUGUCCUAAUACGAGGGCAGUUCAAUAAGUAAUGCAACACAUUUUUUUUCUGAAACAGGGGUUGUUUUAUUCAGCAUUGAAAUCCACCAGGUUAUUCCCCAAUCUUUUAGCUACACAACACUAUUUUUCAACGUAAUCUCCAUUCAAUGCUACGGCCUUACGCCACCUUGAAAUGAGGGCCUGUAUGCCUGCACGGUACCAUUCCACUGGUCGAUGUCGGAGCCAACGUCGUACUGCAUCAAUAACUUCUUCAUCAUCCGCGUAGUGCGUCCCACGGAUUGCGUCCUUCAUUGGGCCAAACAUAUGGAAAUCCGACGGUGCGAGAUCGGGGCUGUAGGGUGCAUGAGGAAGAACAGUCCACUGAAGUUUUGUGAGCUCCUCUCGGUGCGAAGACUUGUGUGAGGUCUUGCGUUGUCAUGAAGAAGGAGAAGUUCGUUCUGAUUUUUGUGCCUAUGAACACGCUGAAGUCGUUUCUUCAAUUUCUGAAGAGUAGCACAAUACACUUCAGAGUUGAUCGUUUGACCAUGGGGAAGGACAUCGAACAGAAUAACCCCUUCAGCGUCCCAGAAGACUGUAACCAUGACUUCACCGGCUGAGGGUAUGGCUUUAAACUUUUUCUUGGUAGGGGAGUGGGUGUGGCGCCACUCCAUUGAUUGCCGUUUUGUUUCAGGUUCGAAGUGAUGAACCCAUGUUUCAUCGCCUGUAACAAUCUUUGACAAGAAAUUGUCACCCUCAGCCACAUGACGAGCAAGCAAUUCCGCACAGAUGGUUCUCCGUUGCUCUUUAUGGUGUUCGGUUAGACAACGAGGGACCCAGCGGGAACAAACCUUUGAAUAUCCCAACUGGUGAACAAUUGUGACAGCACUACCAACAGAGAUGGCAAGUUGAGCACUGAGUUGUUUGAUGGUGAUCCGUCGAUCAUCUCGAACGAGUGUGUUCGCACGCUCCGCCGUUGCAGGAGUCACAGCUGUGCACGGCCGGCCCGCACGCGGGAGAUCAGACAGUCUUGCUUGACCUUGCGGCGAUUAUGACACACGCUUUGCCCAAUGACUCACCGUGUUUUUGUCCACUGCCAGAUCACCGUAGACAUUCUCCAAGCGCCUAUGAAUAUCUGAGAUGCCCUGGUUUUCCGCCAAAAGAAACUCGAUCACUGCCCGUUGUUUGCAACGCACAUCCGUUACAGACGCCAUUUUAACAGCUCCGUACAGCGCUGCCACCCGUCGGAAGUCAAUGAAACUAUACGAGACGAAGCGGGAAUGUUUGAAACUAUUCCACAAGAAAUUUCCGGUUUUUUCAACCAAAAUUGGCCGAGAAAAAAAAUGUGUUGCAUUACUUAUUGAACUGCCCUCGUAAAUACUCAUCCUGAAAACUUAGUCCGACAAACUGAAACUCUCACUUGCCAUUUCCAUUUGGAUAUAUGAAUUUGCUUUGUAUGUUCAAAGACAAAAUACUUAUACUGAUAUAUGGAACAAUAUGCUAAUCUAUGUCCACUUAACCCCUUCCUACUACUGGUUUAGUGUUCCAAGAAAUCUGUAGGGAUCACCUAUUGUACGGCUAAUGCAGCUACUAGCCAAAUCAGCAAGCGAUAACACUAUACACAAUACAUGUGGUCAUGCUUUACGUAUGUUAACUGAGUGAGGUAAUGCUGUGGUUUCAACAAUGGACUCGACUCCGGAAGGAUGACGCUUCAAAUCCCGUCUAGCCAUACGGAUUUAGGUUUCCUCUGAUUUCUCUAAAUGCUUAAGGCAAAUACUGGGAUGUUUCUUUCGGAAGGGCAUGACCGAUUUCCUUGCCAGUACCUCCCUCAUCCGAGCUAGUGCUCCGUCUCUAACGACCUAGUUGUCGAAGAAAUGUGAAGCACAGAUCUUCCUUCCUUGCUUCCAGACAUUUGGCUGAGGCUCAAGAUUGCGCUGGCACCAUUGUUCCAUUAUGUAUAUUGUUGUAAUAUGCGUGGUGGUUAACUUACAGAACUUCAGACACCAAGAUCCAUUAACUUUACAUUAAUUUAAUUUGCUGUCUUUUCUACUCAGCAGAUACUAAGACUUAAUAAUAAUAAUCAUUUUCUUGUAGAUGUACAACGAUUUAUUUUAUUUAUUGAUGUACUGCAUCAAAGGCUGUAAUCAGGAGGUAACUUAACCGACAGGCAGUGAAAAUAUAUGUAAUUUUUCAUGUAUUAUUUUCAUUAUUACGAACUUUUAUUAAAUUUCUCGCUAACAGCUAUAUGAAUUGAAACAAAAUUAUUUAAGAUUCAUCGACUGUACAUGACGUUUCUAGAGGGCGGUAGUAACGUUGCUCAUCAAAUUCAGCCAAUAUUAUAGCUUAUUGAUUCUGCUCUAAGGUGAUGAAGGAUGGAAUGAUCAAGUGAAUUGUCUUCGUGUCACCCUGGUGAAAUAAUCUGCUCUCAUCUGAAGAUAUAUCUAUAGAUAAAGUCUUCAGAACAAUCCUACAACACACUUCCCACAGAAACCACAUUUUCCCCCCAUAUCACAAUUGGGAAUAAGUCAAAAAUACUUUCUCAGCAUCUACCAUAAGAGCAGGCAGGUAACCUAUAUAAUACAUGUAGAUAAGGAGGGAAUGAAAGAAAUAAUACUGUAGAGUAUGUGAUAUAGCAACUUGUGCUUUUCAUUUUGUAACACGAUAACUAUGUGUAAAAGACCCAACAGUUAGUUUUUGUUUUACUUCUUCAGCAGUUAGAAAUUGAUAGGGGUUGUGCUUGUUGCAGGCACAAACAGAAUGAGCUGGCCUGCGUCCAGAAACAUCUAGAAGCUGUGUGGGCUAUUGACAGAGGCUGCUGCUCUAAGAUGCAAUGACAUAGAGAGGCUGGUGGGCAAGAUAUGACACCUCUGUUCUCAUUAGAAUUCCUUGGGAACACCGAUUUUACUAUGUCUUUAGAUGCGAGACGUCUGAUCAAUCACAGGUCAGAGGUGAGUCCGCAUUUCUCCGAACAGAUUGCAAUUGUGGGAACAGAAACAACUAACUGUCCUGUGUGACGUCUCAGCCAGCAUGGAAUGCCUCGUCCACUGGGCCAGCGGCCAAUUUUACGUUUAAGUGCGGACAAUUGGAGAGGGUAGAUUUACUGGUUACUGGGACCUUGAGCAGAGGUAUUGUUGGCAUUGUAACCUUCCCACAAAAAUUUUAAAAUGACAAAUUAUUAGAAAUGGAACCAAGAGUAACCUUCCCGCAAAAAUAUUA